Eufriesea mexicana is the source of this 2077-nucleotide messenger RNA. Its product is annotated as SET and MYND domain-containing protein DDB_G0273589. Lineage: Eukaryota; Metazoa; Arthropoda; Insecta; Hymenoptera; Apidae. The coding region runs from base 56 to 2077 and encodes 673 amino acids. The record is from RefSeq and is a predicted model, not a curated record. Gene Ontology annotation, cellular component: cytoplasm; nucleus. The transcript is spliced from 4 exons. Gene Ontology annotation, molecular function: histone deacetylase binding.
CGUGCGAGUAUUAAUGUAAUGAUAAUUAUACAGUUUAUCAAUAUUUUACAAAAUCAUGUCUUUUACAAAAGGGUAUGUCAAUUUUAGUGAAUUCUUCAAAAUUGCUUACAAUGCUGCAAUUGUAGAACCAUACGCAAAUCGUUUUAAAAUAUUGUCUGAAAAAGGAGAUAGGGAAGGAAUGAUAAAAACUCUGAUACAGAUACCAUAUAUUGAAAACAUAAAAAUUGUUGAAUCGUACAGGGGUAAGGAUAAUAUUAAAGCAACAGAACUUUACAGGAAAAAUCGCGAAAUAAUAGCUAAGGAUGGAAUUAUGCACGAAGAGACAAUUAAGAGCAAUAUUCUUAUUGAAACACUGUUUAAGGCCAGUGUAACUAGUAGAUUAUUUCUGGAUGCGCUUUUAGAUUGCGCACAGACCUAUUAUAAUUCGAAAGCUUUCGUAAAAUGCCUAAAAUAUUGUGAAUGCAUGCUUGCACUUCCUGAAAGCCUUUACGAUAAAACUGCUGAAAGUAUGAACGAUUUUUUGGAACGUAGAAAAGCAUGUGUUCAAUUAGAGCGUGAAUGCUAUAAAAAUUUGAAAGUAUCAUCUUCUCGGGAUAGAAAUGUGCGUAAGAAAUACAGCGGGAGUCAUAAUGUUCCUUUUGGAGACGCAUUAUUGAGUUAUGCAUCAACAAUACCUACUCUUGAUGGGAAACAACAUACUAUUCUUAAAAGUUGUUCUGAUGCUAUUACUUUACAAUUUGAUGAGAAGCGUGGUCGACAUCUUAUAGCUACCAGAAACAUUAAAGCAGGAUCUGUUCUGGUCAUUGAAGCACCAUUUGCUUUCAGUACAAAUAGAGAAGCACUUGAUAGAAAUUGUUUACAUUGUCAUAUUACGCUUAAAUUGAGCAACAGUGUUAAAAUCCCUUGCCAUUUUUGCCAAACAGUAUCUUUCUGUUCAGAAAAAUGUCGCAGAGAAGCAUGGGAAGCAUAUCAUCAAUACGAAUGUUUCAUAUUUGAUGCUUUCUAUGGAAGUCAUUUUGAACAAAUGCAACAUACUUCACAUUUAUUGCUAGCUUAUAGAAUGAUAAUUUCAGGAUUUUUAUCUUCAAACAAUGAACAAAUUAACAAUAAUAUGGAAAAAAACAAUAUUCCUUUUCUAAAUGAUAAUUUCCUCCAACAUUAUGUUACAACCACAAUUAAAGAACAUAAUGACUUAGGAACAAAUGAAGUUUAUAAUCCUCAUGAUUAUCGUACUAUAUUAAAUUUAGAAACUCAUUGUACGAAGAUGGAACCUAGCAUAAAUCUUAAUCGUGCUAUUGAAGCUAUAUUUUUAGCAAAGUGCUUUACUUUUGUCUUGAGUAAAAGAAAUAUCGUUUGCUCAAAAGAGUAUUUCAUCUCCUUGAGUGUAGCAAUAUUGCAUCAUUUGCAGGCUAUUAACUGCAAUGCUUAUGAGAUUGUAGAAAACAUAUAUGAUAAACAAACGCAUGUUUGGGUACCAAGAAAUGUAGGUGGAGCAAUUUAUCCUUCAGUUAGCCUUAUAAAUCAUAGUUGUUAUCCAAAUAUUGUUCGUCAUUCUUAUCCAUCAGGAAUAGUUGUAAUAAGAACCUUACGUUUUGUCGGUAAGGGUACCGAAAUACUCGAUUGUUAUGGCCCACACUGGCUUAGCGAAAAGAAGUUAUCAAGGCUCGAAUAUUUAUGGAAAAAGUAUCGUUUUCUAUGUUCAUGUGAAGCUUGUACACAUAAUUGGGAAUAUCCGCUACUCGAAAAAAUGAAUUAUAAGUGCAAAACAUGUUCAAACAUUAUUGGUAUAAUUGAAUUAAAUGAACAACAUACACCAAACGUAUUGGGCAAACAAUGUUCCAACUGUGGUAGGAGAAUUGAUAUAAAGAAAUUAAAAAAUCAGUUUCGAAAAUCAGUUGAAAAAAGAUUGAAUGCUAUUUCUAAAAUGUAUGAAGGUUAUUAUCAACAAGCUUUACCUCAAUUGCUUGAGCAUAUACAAUUUAUUGAAAAGUUUUUUACUGUACCCAACAUGGAAACUAUCAAAACACAACAAUGUAUUAUUCAAUGUUACAAUCAGUUUGGUUGUACUUCACAAUAA